This is a messenger RNA of Oreochromis niloticus (Nile tilapia), 1248 nucleotides long. RefSeq names its product tachykinin receptor 3a (gene tacr3a). Gene Ontology annotation, molecular function: tachykinin receptor activity. Gene Ontology annotation, biological process: positive regulation of flagellated sperm motility; G protein-coupled receptor signaling pathway. NCBI's taxonomy places the organism in Eukaryota, Metazoa, Chordata, Actinopteri, Cichliformes, Cichlidae. The transcript has 5 exons. The record is from RefSeq and is marked provisional. Gene Ontology annotation, cellular component: sperm midpiece; plasma membrane. Bases 1 to 1248 code for a protein of 415 amino acids.
AUGGCGGCUUCAUAUAACGGAUCCAACAUAACGACGAACCACACCAACCAGUUUGUCCAGCCGCCAUGGCGCAUCGCUCUCUGGUCUGUUGCCUACAGCUUCGUGCUGGCGGUGGCGGUGUUUGGAAACCUAAUUGUGAUAUGGAUCAUUCUUGCGCACAAGCGCAUGAGGACAGUGACAAACUACUUUCUGCUAAACCUGGCGUUUUCGGAUGCGUCAAUGGCUGCUUUCAAUACUUCAAUAAACUUUAUCUACGCCGCUCACGGGGAGUGGUACUUCGGGAAAGCCUACUGCAAAUUCCACAAUUUCUUUCCAGUCACAUCUGUGUUUGCAAGCAUCUACUCAAUGACGGCAAUAGCUGUGGACAGGUACAUGGCCAUCAUCCAUCCUCUUAAGCCUCGAUUGUCAGCGAAGGUCACCACAGGGGUUAUUGUUUGUAUCUGGAGUCUAGCUAUAGUUUUGGCUUUCCCCCUCUGCUACUUCUCAACCACCCAAACCAAGCGAACCAUCCCCCAAAGGACCAUCUGCUAUGUGGCCUGGCCCAACAUGAAGGAUGACUCCUUCAUGUAUCAUAUCAUAGUAACAGUCCUGGUCUACGUGCUGCCCUUAGUGGUGAUGGGCAUUACUUACACCAUAGUGGGGCUGACACUGUGGGGUGGUGAGAUCCCUGGAGAUUCGUCUGAUAACUAUCAUGGACAGCUCCGGGCUAAAAGGAAGGUGGUUAAGAUGAUGAUUGUUGUAGUGGUGACGUUUGCCCUCUGUUGGCUGCCAUACCAUGUUUACUUCAUUGCAACAGGUCUCAACAAGCUUCUAAGCAAAUGGAAGUACAUCCAGCAGGUUUACCUGUCGAUCAUGUGGCUUGCAAUGAGUUCCACCAUGUACAACCCUAUCAUCUACUGCUGCCUCAACAGCAGGUUUCGAGCAGGCUUCAAGCAAGCAUUUCGUUGGUGCCCUUUCAUUAAGGUGUCCAGCUACGACGAGCUGGAGCUACGCUCUACACGGCUAACCCAAACACGCCAGAGCAGUAUGUACACACUGACACGGAUGGAUAACACCAUGGUGGUAGUUUAUGACCCUGCUGAAGGUGAUGGCAGCGCUAUAGGUGGCACCGGAAGGAAGCAUUCCCUGCCUGGUAGGAAGAGAAGCUACGUCACUUCUCGGCACACAGAGAUUGCUGCUUGCAGCGACACCGCUGUGAAAACGCAGAAUGGAAGCGCUCCCAGCGCUCAGCCUGAAGAAUUCCCUUGA